GUCAUUUUCUAUAAGACUUAGACUCUCCUAUUCUUUCCUUGGAUCAUAACUGCAGCAACUCUCGAGAGUGAAGAGCAGCCAAGAACGAUGAAGUAUUUGUUUGAGUUAUUUGUUGUUGUCCUGUUGAUACAUGUCGAACACAGUACGAGCACGGAACAGAACAGUCCUGAUCUUGUUCAACCAGAAAAAGGGCUCAUUUUUGACAACUUUCCCGGCAAUAUACUUCUGCUACCAAAUAAUGUGAGCGUCGAUGAAAGAACAACAAUGGUUGCUAGCAAGAUGGAUUGUGUGUUCGCGUGUGUCGGAGUGCCUUGGUGUCGUUCAGUCAACUUCAAGAUCACACCACAGGAAAACCAGCUUCACGCCUGUCAACUUCUGUCAUUUGACAAACACACUCAACAGAACUACUUCAAACCAAACGAAACAUUUACUCAUCUGAGCAUUAAGGACCCGUGUGAAGACAAUCUUUGCGUUAACAAUAGUAAAUGUGUACGUAACGACAAGAACAGACAAGAAUAUCACUGUCAGUGUAAUAAAGGAUUUACUGGAGAAAUGUGCCAGCACGACAUCAACGAGUGUCUUGGAUCGCCUGGUUGUCAUAGUAAUGCACUGUGCAUUAACACACCCGGUUCUUACAAGUGUAUAUGCAACAGUACGUAUAUUGGUGAUGGUCGAACAUGUGUAGCCAUCACUGUUUCUGUCACCAAAAAUUGUAGCGGUCCUAGUCACCAGUCUACUAUUCCUCACAGCGGUGAAAUAAUGUCACCAGGUUACCCAGGAACUUACAGUCAUUACCUUAAUUGUUACUGGAGUAUCACAUCCAACACCAAAGUAGGCCUGUAUUUUAAAACUUUUGUGACUGAAUCAGGUUACGAUUUUGUCACAAUCUAUGAUGGCAGUUCAUCGUCCUUGCCAGUACUUGGUACACUUAGUGGAAGUGUGAAGCCUUUGAACUAUUUCACCAGUUCUACGAAUUCUCUGUACAUGACCUUCGUUACAGAUAGCUCAAACCUAUAUACAGGAUUUGCUAUCAAGUANGAGGCACUUGUCCAAGGGUCUCUUCGUCUUAAUGUUACAUCAAGUAGGAUAGGAAGAGUAGAAGUAUUCUACGAUAAUCGAUGGGGGACGGUAUGCGAUGACGGAUGGGACAUCAAUGAUGCUAACGUGGUUUGCAAACAGCUUGGUUUCCCAGGAGCAAAGACUGCUUCUUCAAGUGCAACCCACGGACAAGGUUCUGGUCCGAUAUGGGUCGACGAUCUUGCUUGUACCGGCUCAGAAUCGAAUAUCCAGAAAUGUCAGAGCAGACCUUGGGGUUCUCACGAUUGCAGCCACAGUGAAGACGCGUCCGUUGAGUGCAAUAAACGAGUYAGGCUAGUCAAUGGUAGUGCCUCUAACAGAGGUCGUGUCGAGGUCUACCACUGGGGACAGUGGGGUACAGUCUGUGAUGAUGCCUGGGAUAUGAACGAUGCGAAUGUGGUAUGUCGUGAGCUGGGGUACUCUAACGCCUCCUCUGCUGCCACUCAAGCAACGUAUGGUCAGGGAACAGGGCCGAUAUGG
Molecule: messenger RNA, 1557 nt
Organism: Actinia tenebrosa (Australian red waratah sea anemone)
Lineage: Eukaryota; Metazoa; Cnidaria; Anthozoa; Actiniaria; Actiniidae
Product: scavenger receptor cysteine-rich domain-containing group B protein
Cellular component (GO): membrane
Molecular function (GO): calcium ion binding
Source: RefSeq, a predicted model, not a curated record